CCGUAACAAUGUGCUGGUCCAUCAACACAAGAAUCACAUUAUAACAAAGACGCUAUAUCAUCACAACAACACAUCCACUACACCGAACUAAAACCACAAUGCCCAACCAACGAGUCCCUGACGAGGAGGCCCGCAUGAUUGCCAAGAUUUACUCGACCGACUUCUACAGGAAAGUAAGCGACCUCGCGCGCAAUCCUAGCGGUACUGUCUAUGAUCCCACCAUGGGUCCUCCCCCUCCAUCCCCAGCCUUCAAAGAAUUCCGUCCUAUGCCUCCAAGCUCUCAAGCUCCACGACCGGACACACCUCGCCCAGAGGAUCACUAUGGAGCCGGGAUGCUUAUCCCAGGCAAGGCGAUUGUCAACGACAACUGGGAAGAAAACUUGCGACGCGUCAUCGGCCCGAAUUACGGUGGCUACCGCUGGAAGAGUCUAGGAGACAUGACGAUGAGAUGCUGGCAGCACGUCCGAGAGAAGGGAAAUCGAACCCAGAGGGGCACGAAAUGGAAUAUGGACGAGAUUGAGCGUUACGGGAGACUCUCGGUCUGGGGCGUUCAUAAGGAUGUGAUUGGAGCACUCAUGGGCUGGCCAGUUAAUCCACAGUGGACUCGUGAGGAGGAAGAUCACUUCGAGGCGGCUGUUCAAGAUGAGUUGAGGUAUAUUCCUGUAACGCAGCAGGAGGCUGCGGCUAAUGUUGUGGAACGUCAGCAAGAACCCCAUGAAGAAUAGUGAGCGACACACGAUUGAGUUGUAGGGGGAUGGAGACAAGGGAUGAGACGAACAUGGUGGACGUUGGUGGCCUAUGGCUUGAUACAGUUGGAGAGAAAGACAGAACUCUAGCUUAAUGAGAUGUUAGAAAGGUAGAUAGACAAC
Fusarium oxysporum Fo47 is the source of this 869-nucleotide messenger RNA. RefSeq lists its product as uncharacterized. The transcript has a single exon. The record is from RefSeq and is a predicted model, not a curated record. NCBI's taxonomy places the organism in Eukaryota, Fungi, Ascomycota, Sordariomycetes, Hypocreales, Nectriaceae. Bases 99 to 725 code for a protein of 208 amino acids.